AUGCUGCUGUCUCGCUGUUAUUGCAUCACUUUAUUGCAAAGGAGAGCAUUAUCCUCUAUUGCUGCAAGAGCAACAACAUCAUCCCAUGUCGUAAAGUCAAGCACUGGCAGGGGCAACAAUCUUCGUCCAAGCGAAUACGAGCUAAGAGUCGGGUUUGCGAUCCGGGUCUUGCAGGAUGAGCUCCCUCAAUUCUUUCAACACGGGCUAAAGGAACACAGCAUUUACUCACAACACAUUGUACUAUCCGAUCCUCAUUAUACUCGACUCUCGGUGCCAGGGCGUACAGCAUAUUUGGGAAUUGCAGAAACGCUUCGCUGGAGCCUAAGGCUCUAUUUUGAUGAUAUCCUGUUCGAGAUCACGCGCCUUCGCGUUCAACCAGACCAGUUAGAAAUACGAUGGCGCUUAGAAGGACAUCGUCACCCAUCCUUGUUUCUAGGACGCAUGCUGGGACUUCAUACAACGGGGCCUAUGAGACAUUAUGAAGGUGUAUUCUUAUACAAAUUUGAUUCCAAAGGAUACAUCAAUGAGCAUUGCAUUCAACACAUUGUGCCACCACCCAGUCGACGCAUUUUAUUCAUACACUCUCUUGGAGGUCGAUUGCGUGCAUAUUGGGAGGAGAUGAAAAAACGUCGUGUUCCUGAAUUAAGUCCAGUAUAG
Molecule: messenger RNA, 657 nt
Organism: Lichtheimia ornata
Lineage: Eukaryota; Fungi; Mucoromycota; Mucoromycetes; Mucorales; Lichtheimiaceae
Exons: 2
Coding region: 1-657 (218 amino acids)
Source: RefSeq, a predicted model, not a curated record